Molecule: messenger RNA, 514 nt
Organism: Neopelma chrysocephalum (saffron-crested tyrant-manakin)
Lineage: Eukaryota; Metazoa; Chordata; Aves; Passeriformes; Pipridae
Product: general transcription factor IIF subunit 1-like
Exons: 2
Biological process (GO): positive regulation of transcription elongation by RNA polymerase II; transcription initiation at RNA polymerase II promoter
Cellular component (GO): transcription factor TFIIF complex; nucleus
Molecular function (GO): TFIIF-class transcription factor complex binding; DNA binding; RNA polymerase II general transcription initiation factor activity
Source: RefSeq, a predicted model, not a curated record
GCCGCAGAGCCCCCCCGGGGGGGUCGGAGCCCCCCCCCCCCAGAAGAGGCUGAAGGCGGAUCCGGGCCCCCCCUCGGGCAAGAGCACCCCCCAACCACACUCGGGCAAGAGCACCCCCAGCAGCGGGGAGGUUCAGCUGACAGAGGAGGCCGUGCGCCGGUACCUGUCCCGGAAGCCGAUGACCACCAAGGACCUGCUGAAGAAGUUCCAGACGAAGCGAACGGGGCUCAGCUCCGACGCCACCGUCAACGCCCUGGCCCAGCUGCUCAAGCGCCUCGACCCCGAGAGGAAGCUCAUCGCGGACAAGAUGCACUUCUUCCUCAAGGAGUAGGGACCCCCAGAGCCAGGGGGAACCCCAAAAUCCCACAGGGAACCCCAAAACUCACAGCGACCCUCCCAGAGCCAUGGGGACCCCUAAACCCUGACAGGAAGCUCAUCGCUGACAAGAUGCACUUCUUCCUCAAGGAGUAGGGACCCCCCACCCACGGGGAACCCCAAAAUCCCACAGGGAACC